Messenger RNA from Raphanus sativus (radish), 461 nucleotides. RefSeq names its product phytosulfokines 3. Gene Ontology annotation, molecular function: growth factor activity. Gene Ontology annotation, biological process: cell population proliferation. Gene Ontology annotation, cellular component: extracellular region. The transcript is spliced from 2 exons. The coding region runs from base 80 to 319 and encodes 79 amino acids. NCBI's taxonomy places the organism in Eukaryota, Viridiplantae, Streptophyta, Magnoliopsida, Brassicales, Brassicaceae. The record is from RefSeq and is a predicted model, not a curated record.
UCUUCUCUUCAUCCUCACAUUCACAUCUAACAAUAUUUAAUAUCUCUUUUUCUUCUCUCUCUCAUCUUUGCAAAUCAAUAUGGCUAAGUUCACAACCAUUUUCAUCAUGGCCCUCCUUCUCUGCUCAACGCUAACAUACGCAGCCCGGCUGACUCCGACGACAACCACCUUCUCUUCCAGAGAAGACUCCGUCAAGGAAACUGAAGGAGAUAAAGCUGAAGAAGAAAGCUGCGAAGGAAUUGAAGAAGAUGAGUGUUUGAUUAGACGAACUCUUGUUGCUCACACCGAUUAUAUUUACACUCAGAAUCACAAGCACUAGAUUUAAUUAUAUGUAUUAACCCAUAUAAUUGAUUAGUAACUUAUUAAACUCUAUCCCUAUACUUUCUGUUCUUUGUUUUUUUUUUUUUUUUGUAAAUUUCGUUAUUGCUACUUUAAUUCCUGAUAUAGUACUUUGAGAGUUA